Molecule: messenger RNA, 2415 nt
Organism: Diaporthe citri
Lineage: Eukaryota; Fungi; Ascomycota; Sordariomycetes; Diaporthales; Diaporthaceae
Exons: 6
Coding region: 1-2415 (804 amino acids)
Molecular function (GO): protein binding
Source: RefSeq, a predicted model, not a curated record
AUGGGCUUCAGUUCUCUCAAAUCCAACAACCCCUUCCGGAGCCACUCGUCCAACAACAACGUGGACGACGUGCCCCCGCCAGCAGGGCCGCCCCCCUCUUACGCCGGCGCCGGAUCCGGACCGGGCCAGGGAGACUACGCCCCGCCCCCGGGGCCCCCGCCAUCCUACGGCCAGCAGCAGCAGCAGGGCCCCGGGGGCGACUAUGCACCACCUCCAGGCCCGCCGCCCUCUCAGCAGCAGCAGCAGCACGGCAAGAAGCCCGCCGCCGACGAUGACUUCGCCCCGCCACCUGGCCCCCCUCCCACACAGCAACAGCAGCAACAGCCCCAGCACAACUGGCAGGAGGCCGUCCCGGACACGUCGGGGUUCCCGCCCCCACCAGACAUCUUCUCGGGCUGGGACCACUCCCCGGCCACCAACGCGUCCGCGGACCAGGCCGACGCGGGCGAGGCCUGGUGCAGGCGGUACCCCUUGUCCCCGCCAACCGACCUGAACCGCGCCGACCCGGGGCUGCGGCAGCGGGGGAUCGUGCCGCGGCUGAUCACGCCCCCGGCGGGUGUGUUUGGGUCCAGCGGGAGCACGCUGACGCAGUCUGCGUCUUCGGGCAGCUGGGCGGUGAGGAGCGACAAGCGGAAUGGGGACUGUUGCAUCAUUGGGUACCCGCAUGCGUACCUUGUGCAGAGGGACAGCCCGCUUGCCACGGGGAGGCCGGCGACGGUCUACUUUGAGGCCUACGUGCGCGAGAUGGGGAGGGAUGCUGGGUUUGCGGUGGGGUUUACUGCGUUGCCUUAUCCGCCGUUCCGCAUGCCAGGCUGGCACCGCGGGAGCCUGGCCGUCCACGGCGACGACGGGCACAAGUUCGUCAACGACCGGUGGGGAGGCAAGGACUUCACCGCGCCCUUCAGGAAGGGCGAGGUCGUGGGCAUCGGGAUGACCUUCUCCCCUGGCGCUGGGGCGGCCACCUCCUCCUCCUCCGAGAAGAAGGGGAAAGGAAGUGGGGGGGCAGGAGCAGGAGCGGGGACAGUCAUCGAGACGGAGGUCUUCUUCACGAGGAACGGCAAGCUGGACGGGCGCUGGAACCUGCACGAGUCCCUCGACGCGGAGACGGACCUGCCCGUCACCGGCCUCGAGGGGUAUCACGACCUGGCGGUCGCGGUUGGGACGUUCGGGCAGGCGUCCUCGCCGCCAGAGCAGCCCUUGCCUCGGUCACCCUUGGAGAUCCCAUCCGAUGUGAUCCCUGCCAGCGACUGGGUGGAAGACAAUGCCAUAGUCCCCGACUACAAUGUCCCCUUCCUCGAGUACCAACCUUCGGACAUCGUGGCUGUGAACACAUUCGAUGAGAACAGCACCUCCAUCGACCAUGAGACCUAUUCUGCGGACGCCAAUGACACAAGUGUCAUCCUCGUUGCUGGAGGGGCAGACCUUGGCCUGUCGUAUGUGGAUGUGGUCAAGUAUGGGUACGCCUCAGAUCUGCUCUCCGCCAGCUUCUGGGGCUUCAAUGCUGCCACCAAUGUGGCAAAUGCAUCAACAGCGUCCCUCGACCACGUGAACGUGACCGUGCACAACGGCGCGGCGAACGUGUACGCCUACGGCACAGACACCGUCGUCAACGUGACCAACCCAUGGCUGUACUCAUCCGGCCCGGUCUCCCACGGCCUGUACGCGAGCGGCAACGCCACCAUCUACGGCAGCAGCAUCGCCCACUUCUCCGGCGGCUACCGCAGCUCCGCCUUCUCGGGCGACUCGCCCAAGGGCAUCAUCUACGUGAGCGACAGCGUCGCGCACACAGCGGGCAUCGGCUCGGCGACCUCCUACGCCCUCGGCGAGAUCUUCGCCGACAACGUCCUGUCGGUGUCGGAGAAGGGCCCCGUGGUGUUCAUGGACGGCGCCCAGAACGUCAGCAUCGCCAACAGCGACUGCACCGCGGGCCUGCUCGGCGGGCUCGUCAUCUUCAGCAGCCAGGUGCGCCUGUCCGGAGCCAGCGUCGACAUCAGCGACAGCCGCAUCGCGACCACCGGCGCGGACGUGCCGGGCCUGUGGUUCGGCGACACCAUCGCCGGCGUGCGGCUGUCCAGCGUGCAGGUCGACCUCGCCGACGGCGCGCCGCUCGUCGUCGCGAACUACUCCCAGAUCACGCAGGACUUCGACUACUACGCCUCCAGCCGGGAGGGUGCCGCGUACUCCGGGUUCGGCGAGUCGCCCGUCGACGUCGCGCUGGACGCCACGAGCAACUGGACGCUGACCGCGGACUCGUACGUCCAGAACCUUACGGAUGCGGAUGGGACCCUGGCGAAUAUCGAGAGCGGUGGGCUUAAUGUGUAUUAUAAUGCGGGUGCGCUGCUCAAUGGGUGGCUGGCGAACGGGACGAUCGCACUCUCGGGCGGUGGGUCGGUCACGCCUGGAACGCAGGCUUGA